Messenger RNA from Hipposideros armiger (great roundleaf bat), 2494 nucleotides. It is a transcript of the gene MLNR, whose product is annotated as motilin receptor. Bases 122 to 1519 code for a protein of 465 amino acids. The record is from RefSeq and is a predicted model, not a curated record. Lineage: Eukaryota; Metazoa; Chordata; Mammalia; Chiroptera; Hipposideridae. Gene Ontology annotation, biological process: G protein-coupled receptor signaling pathway. Gene Ontology annotation, cellular component: plasma membrane. Gene Ontology annotation, molecular function: G protein-coupled peptide receptor activity. The transcript has 2 exons.
UGCGCGCGGGCUGCCAAAGGAAGCGCUUCGCCAGCCGGGCCACGCGCUAGGUCCGCCUGGGGGCGCGGCGGCGCCGAGGGGCCCGGAGCGUGUCCAAACGUCCAGCCUGCGCGGCGCGCCCAUGGACAGGCCCUGGAACAGCAGUGACGGCGCGGAGGGCGCGCGGGAUCCGGCGUGGGCCGAGCUGCUGCCGUGCGACGAGCGCCGAUGCUCGCCCUUCCCCCUGGGGACGCUGGUGCCGGUGACCGCCGUGUGCCUGGGCCUGUUCGCCGUCGGGGUGAGCGGCAACGUGGUGACGGUGCUCCUGAUCGGGCGCUACCGCGACAUGCGGACCACCACCAACCUGUACCUGGGCAGCAUGGCCGUGUCCGACUUGCUCAUCCUGCUCGGGCUGCCCUUCGACCUGUACCGCCUCUGGCGCUCGCGGCCGUGGGUGUUCGGGCCGCUGCUCUGCCGCCUCUCGCUCUACGUGGGCGAGGGCUGCACCUACGCCACGCUGCUGCACAUGACGGCGCUCAGCGUCGAGCGCUACCUUGCCAUCUGUCGCCCGCUCCGCGCCCGCGUCCUCGUCACCCGGAGCCGCGUCCGCGCGCUCAUCGCCGCGCUCUGGGUGGUGGCGCUGCUCUCCGCGGGGCCCUUCUUCUUUCUGGUGGGCGUUGAGCAGGACCCCGGCUUCGACGCGCUCGCUGACCUUAACGGCACCACGCAGCUCACCCCCUCAUCCCGCGCUUCGCGGCCACCACCAGUGUCGCCCCCCGGGUCCUCGCGGGCGCCACCUCUGUCCCCAACGUCGGGGCGCGAGGCCGCGGCGGCCGCGGCGCUCUUCAGCCGCGAGUGCCGGCCGAGCCCCGCGCAGCUAGGCGCGCUGCGCAUUAUGCUGUGGGUCACCACCGCCUACUUCUUCCUGCCCUUCUUGUGCCUCAGCGUCCUCUACGGGCUCAUCGGGAGGGAGUUGUGGAGGACCAGGGGCCCGCUGCGAGGCCCGGCCACCUCGGGGCGGGAGAAGGGCCACCGGCAGACGGUCCGCGUCCUGCUGGUGGUGGUUCUGGCAUUUAUAGUUUGCUGGUUGCCUUUCCACGUUGGCAGAAUCAUUUACAUAAAUACGGAAGACUCCCAGAUGAUGUACUUCUCUCAGUACUUUAACAUUGUUGCGUUGCAACUUUUCUAUCUAAGUGCAUCCAUCAACCCAAUCCUCUACAACCUCAUUUCUAAGAAGUAUAGAGCCGCCGCCUGGAAACUGCUGCGGGCCAGACAGUCGGCACAGACAGGUUUCUGCAGAAGCAGAGACACUGAGGGGGACACAGGAGGAGAGACGGCUGGCUACACCGAGACCAGCGCUAACGUACUGACGCCUGCCAUCAGCGCGGACGAGCACGUCGCCUGCUCCCACGGUUCUGGGACUUCGGGAAAACAAGUCGGUAGGGAAAUAAAGACUGAAAAGGGGGAAUUGAUGCUGUUAGGAAGAACUGGAAAGAGUAGUCGACAUUUUGCAAGUUGGCCAGCAACUCUGUCAGGAUGACUUUUUUUUCAAUCAAGGUGUGAAAAGUAAGUAUACCAAUCUUUCCAGUGUUCCUUUCAUUGACCUCCUCUGGGACGUUCAUUUUAGCCUCAUGAGAUCCCACAUUACAAAAUGUGCUCUGGGGAGAUUGUACAAGUCUUCAUUCUCUUAGUCUUUGGAAACACAAUUGCUCAUUUUUCAAUUAGUAAUAUAGACAGAUGCUGCCAUAAAUAUGGUCGCCUCUGAAAUCAAAGGUGUAUUUUGCUUUCAUGUUGUGGAUAUAAGUAUAUUCUUGUGCAUAUACAAGGAACCCAGGAUAAUGAAAUUUUGAUCCAAAAAAUUAUUUAAUGCCUAUUUAUGGCAGCAAAAAUUUUUAGAAGCAAGUGGAGGGACUUGUGGGCAGAGUUCAAUGUUCAGGAGUCCCACCUCUCCCGGCUCAGAGCAAUCAUAAAGUUUAGGCACAAUACCCUCUUGGAGAACUACUGUGCAUAAGCAACAUCUCCUUGAGAUGGCCCAUGGGUCUAUCCCAGUGCCAUUGACCAUGAGGUAGCAAGCAAACCUGGGCACCAAAGCCUGAGGGCAGAGAGCUGCAGCAGGACCUGACUUCCUGACAGUGACUACUAGUGACAUUUAUAAAGAGCUUUCAUAUCCGGUUCACCUCAGCUUGGUGGGCUGUGUUGUCAUCAUUCCUCUUGUAGUAGUGGUGGAACUGAGUCUUAGAUUUCCCAAACAGGAACUGAUGGGCCUGAGUAAGAAGCCCAGCGUUUAAGAUUCCUACCCACUGUCACCCCGAGAAGCUGCUCUUACUGAAAAACACCAGAGUCAGUGAUUGUAGUCAAGGGAGAAAGAGAAUGUGCUGGACAUUCUGAUCAACUCUGUAACUUUGUUUUGUUUUUUACAGUUUAAAACAUAAACCUGUUUUCAGGGGGCCUCAUUCUCAACGUAGUCUGUGUGAUUGGCGCGCCCUGGAGGUGGGCGGGGCACAAUUUGCUCAGU